UCGGCCCCCCGUCUGCUCCCCCGCCCCCGAAGGAGGAAAAUAAUGGAGAAAAUUCAUUCUCAACGCCACCUACACACACGGAAAGAGAGAUCAGGCCAUGAAAUACCUUACUUCGUAAUGUACCUGAUCCAUCCACCAUCCAUCCAUCGGGAUCCCAUAACAAGUCUAUCUACUACUAGCAGCCGAGUCUACAUCCAUCUACUUUUCACCCGAAUACCUACUACUCCUCCCAUAUCCAACCCAUCGAAACCGAAUAGCUACUAUACUACUCCGCACAUAAUCACCUCUUCAAAACUAAGAUUCCACCCGAAUAGCCAAGCAAAGUACCACCCAACUAAGCAGGCAAGGUAUAAUCCCCAGGUCCACCCCUCGGCAAAAUCCUCGAUUUGCCAAGAAUGUGUUUUCCCCCUAACUAACUAACCUGAACCCCGGCAACAACAUGUGGCAGCUGAUGCCGCAGAGACUUUUCUUUUUCCUUUUCCUUUUUCUGUCUUCUUUUUUUCAGUUUUUUCUUUUCUUU
Molecule: messenger RNA, 520 nt
Organism: Aspergillus costaricaensis CBS 115574
Lineage: Eukaryota; Fungi; Ascomycota; Eurotiomycetes; Eurotiales; Aspergillaceae
Exons: 2
Coding region: 43-420 (125 amino acids)
Source: RefSeq, a predicted model, not a curated record